UCAUGUUUAUCUCAUUUGUUGGUUUUUUAUUUGUUCAUUUCAAAGGAUUAAAAUCUAUUGCGUUACACAGGAUCGUAUGAUAUAGAUAUCCUAAACAAGUCUUUAUUUCACCGCAAAAUGAAAUAAUAUAAUUGAAAUAGUAUACAUUUCACAAAGCUGGUUACAAACAUUUCCUUGAUAAUAACAUCUAUAUGAAAAAUUAUCUUAUCACAUUAUUAGGAAAGAUGAUGAUCUUAUCUCUAUUAUUUUUCAAUAGAGACAUGGCCGAUCAAGUCACAAAAAUAUUUGAUGUAGAUGAAAUUAUCAAAAACUUGUUAAAAGGAUGGAAUCCCACAAAAUCUAUCACUGCUUUGAAACCAGUAGAAUUGACUGCAGCGGAAAUACAAACCUUAUGUCAGAAGUCUAGAGAGAUUUUUUUGAAACAGCCAAUUUUAUUAGAACUUGAGGUGCCGUUGAAAAUUUGCGGUGAUAUCCAUGGCCAAUACCCUGAUCUAUUACGAUUAUUUGAAAUGGGGGGAUUUCCUCCAGAUGAAAAUUAUCUCUUUCUUGGUGAUUAUGUAGACAGGGGUAAGCAAUCACUGGAAACAAUAUGUCUCUUAUUAGCUUACAAAAUUAAAUACCCAGAAAAUUUCUUCCUACUUAGAGGUAACCAUGAAUGUGCUUCGAUCAAUAGAAUCUACGGCUUCUAUGACGAAUGUAAAAGAAGAUAUAAUAUAAAAUUAUGGAAGACAUUCACUGAUUGUUUCAAUUGUCUUCCGAUAGCAGCCAUUGUAAAUUCGACGAUAUUUUGUUGUCACGGAGGACUUAGUCCGUCACUUGAUUCCAUGGAUCAAAUUCGCAACAUAGAGAGACCCACUGAUGUGCCCGACUCAGGUUUAUUGUGCGAUUUACUGUGGUCCGACCCAGAGAGAAACAUUAAAAAACUAGAAGACAAAGACGUGUUAGGAUGGGGUGUAAACGAAAGGGGUGUUUCUUUCACCUUUAAUGAAGAUGUAGUCAUUAAAUUCCUUAAUCGUCAUGAUUUGUCGUUAAUUUGUCGUGCUCAUCAAGUAGUAGAAGACGGCUAUGAAUUUUUUGCCAAACGUCAGCUGGUUACAUUGUUCUCAGCGCCGAAUUAUUGUAACGAAUUCGAUAAUGCUGGUGCUAUAAUGUCGGUAUCAGAAAACCUUUUUUGCAAAUUUCAGAUUCUUAAACCAUCAGAAAAAAAGGCUAAGCCUCAAUAUAAACCUCCAGACAGGAAGCUUGAAUUAGAAGAAUAAUGAAAAUAUCAUUCAACGUUGUUUAUUUUAAUAAUUUAUUUAAAUAAAAUUUUUAAUGAACAUGAAUUAAAUAAAAUUUUUUAUUGUUAGA
Aethina tumida (small hive beetle) is the source of this 1350-nucleotide messenger RNA. Its product is annotated as serine/threonine-protein phosphatase alpha-3 isoform. Gene Ontology annotation, molecular function: protein serine/threonine phosphatase activity. Gene Ontology annotation, cellular component: cytoplasm; nucleus. The transcript is spliced from 6 exons. Lineage: Eukaryota; Metazoa; Arthropoda; Insecta; Coleoptera; Nitidulidae. The record is from RefSeq and is a predicted model, not a curated record. Bases 192 to 1259 code for a protein of 355 amino acids.